Uloborus diversus is the source of this 1717-nucleotide messenger RNA. RefSeq names its product eukaryotic translation initiation factor 4 gamma 1-like. The record is from RefSeq and is a predicted model, not a curated record. The transcript is spliced from 8 exons. Bases 152 to 1717 code for a protein of 521 amino acids. Lineage: Eukaryota; Metazoa; Arthropoda; Arachnida; Araneae; Uloboridae.
GCAAAGACCUAACUAUCAGCAACAGUAUUCUGUGAUUCCAGCAGGGCAGCAAAUUUAUCUGAAUAAUCAGUGGGCAAAUUACAACAGUGUUGCAGCAACUAAUUCUAAUGGCUAUUAUCAGCCCCACCCAGCUCUCUCUUCCUUUAAUGCCAUGCCGCCACAACUGCCGCCCCAAAUGGGAGGCACUCAGCAACCUGCACAGAGCCAGCCCCUUCCUCCUGCACCCAACCGUAAAAACCCACUUCCUAUCAUAGACCCGACUACAGGAAAAAAUAUCCUGGAUGGACUGAAUCAGGAAUCAGUGACUCCACCUAGAUCUAGCACUUUGCAUGAAAAAGAAACGGAAAAUGCAGACCCCAAUAUAUGUGUUCAAUUUGCGACCCAAGUAGCUGCAGCUCUUGCAAACAAUGAUAAGACUGACAUGCCUGCAAAGGCUGCACCAAUCGUAGAGACGCGAGUCAUUCCGGAACCACAAAUGUGUCCUGUAGAGCCCCCCGAGGAGGAGACUUACCAGAGCAGGUCUAGACCUGAGCCAUUCUACGAGAUAGAUACCAGCAUCCCCGUAGAAGAAUACCGGGAAGAAAGUCCCAGCCCGGUACGGAUAGAGCCGGAGCUUGUCCCAGAACCGGAUCCUCCGGCCUGUGAGGAGGAGGUUUGUCAAGAAGAGGAACCAGUCGUAGAAGCAGAGGACAUGACCCCGGUCUUGGAUUCCCCUCAAGAAAAAAGUGUAGGCUUUGUUAGUGUUCAAGAACUGAAUAAAGUGAAUGCGCAAUUAGCAAUGGACAUGGUAAAUGUGAGCCAAGAGGCCACUGCGCCACCGACGCCGGUCGUCGAGAGUUAUAAAGAGCCUCCUCCCAUCAUAGAGGAAAAGGUUGAAACGAUAACCAUAGUUAAUUCUACAAAGCCAGCAGAAAAACUUUCUUCCAUUGAAAGCAAAAAGAACAAGACUCGGAAAAAGAAAGAUCUAAACAAAAAAGGAGAGAGCAAAGAAGGCGGGGAGAUGGACGCUUUCCUUGACAAGGGACCUGAGGAGGAACGUGUCCCUCCUAUGGUUGAGGAGCAGCGACCACACUCCCCUGUCCCAGUGGUGGAUUCUGACAUCCUAGAUUCCAUCCCUCUCCCUCCAGAACCAGCACCAUCUCCUCCAAAUGGUGAAAAGGCUUCAGAAGAUAAAGAAAAUUCUCAUGCAGAGGAUGCAGCAUCCAAACUUAUUUUAAAAUAUGAAUACAAAGAAGAUCAGUGGAGUCCACUGAACCCAGAAGGCAAAAAGCAGUAUGAUCGGGACUUUCUGCUUCAACUUCAGGGUGAACCUAUGUCUCUGUGUAAACCUAGUAAUUUGCCAAAUCUUGAUGUGAUAAAAGACAAGGCCCAUAUUCAGAGGCUGACAGAAGUGAAUCGUGUGACGCCAAUGACAAUGCCUAUGAAGGCUUACAAUGAUCCCUUUGUUCCCACCUACGCCAGAGGAGGUGCUCAGAGACCUGUAACCCGCCGUGUCACAGAUUGCAGUAAAGUUCAAUUUAGUGUUGGUGCAGUUCAUACUCAGAGGACAAGUGUGAUUCUCCAGCAAGACAACGCACGCCCUCCAGUUGCUCAAUUAACUCAUGGAAACAUAGCUAAAAUGGGCUGGGAGCAGGGGCGGAUGGGGACUGCGGGCAGCCUGGCAAAUGCCCGGUGGGCCGCCUCUGUUGGGGCCGCAUUGAAUCUUUCAAUUGAAUAG